UUCAAAAGGCCAAUCAGGAACAAUAUGCAGAAGGCUGCUUCAGGGAAGAAGACAUCUGGUCUGCAACAGAAAAAUGUUGAAGUGAAAACAAAGAAGAACAAACAGAAAACACCUGAAAACAGAGAUGGUGGGAGUACCAGUGAGACACCUCAGCCUCCUAGGAAGAAGAGAGCCGGGGUAGAUCCAACUGUUGAAAAUGAAGAAACAUCGAUGAACAGAGAUGAAGUUAAAGUGAAGAUUCCUAUGGAGCUGAAACCAUGGCUUGUGGAUAACUGGGACCUGAUCACCAGACAAAAGCAGCUUUUUUAUCUGCAGAAGAGUGUGGAUUCCAUUUUGGAGGAUUAUGCAAACUAUAAGAAGUCUCCAGGAAAUAUAGAUAAUAAGGAGUAUGCUGUUAAUGAGGUUGUAGCAGGGAUAAAGGAGUACUUCAAUGUAAUGUUGGGCACUCAGCUACUCUACAAAUUUGAGAGACCACAGCAUGCUGAAAUUCUGGCCGAUCACCCAGAUGAACCCAUGUCCCAGGUGUGUGGAGCACCACAUUUACUGAGAUUAUUGGUGCGAAUUGGAGCGAUGUUGGCAUAUACACCUCUAGAUGAGAAAAGCCUUGCUUUAUUACUGAACUAUCUACAUGAUUUCCUCAAGUACCUGGCGAAGAAUUCUGCAACUCUCUUCAGUGCCAGUGAUUAUGAAGUGGCCCCUCCUGAGUACCAGCGGAAAGCCGUGUGA
Messenger RNA from Rattus rattus (black rat), 726 nucleotides. Its product is annotated as mortality factor 4-like protein 1. Gene Ontology annotation, cellular component: NuA4 histone acetyltransferase complex; nucleus. Gene Ontology annotation, biological process: chromatin organization; regulation of DNA-templated transcription. NCBI's taxonomy places the organism in Eukaryota, Metazoa, Chordata, Mammalia, Rodentia, Muridae. The record is from RefSeq and is a predicted model, not a curated record.